Messenger RNA from Naumovozyma dairenensis CBS 421, 411 nucleotides. RefSeq names its product chromatin DNA-binding EKC/KEOPS complex subunit GON7 (gene GON7). The record is from RefSeq and is a predicted model, not a curated record. Bases 1 to 411 code for a protein of 136 amino acids. NCBI's taxonomy places the organism in Eukaryota, Fungi, Ascomycota, Saccharomycetes, Saccharomycetales, Saccharomycetaceae. The transcript has a single exon.
AUGGGAGAUCUUAUAACCGCCAAAUAUUCAUCUCCAGAUAUUCCAGAAUUACAUUUCACAAUAGACGUUAAUGACAAAAGGUAUCAAACAACAAAUGGGAUGACUACGGGUCCCAGUGAACAUGUUUUGAAUGCAGGUCAAAUUGAUAGGGAUAGACCAUCUGAUCCUAAACUUCUUUCAGGAUCAUCAUCUGAUGUGGAACCUCACUAUACGGAAUUAAGUAAGUUGAGAAUGCAUUUGACUGGAUUACAAGAUGAUAUUAAUAUAUUCUUAACUGAACAAAUGGAAUUGGCCAAAAAGAAGAAAAUAAAAUUGCAUUCUGAAGAAGAGGAAAAAAGAAUUGAUGAAGAAAUAAAUGAGCUGUUAGAUGGAGGUGACGGAGAUGAGGAGGACGAAGAUGAAGGCAAGUAA